CUCGUUUUCAUCAUUUUCCUCACCCCUCCUUUCUCUAACUGACUUAUUUUGUUUGCUUGUACUGGUUUGCCGGAACCCUAACUCGAUCAGCCGGAGAAUUCAACAUUCUGUUUUAUGGUGCAGUAAAUGACCGUAGGACUAGGGAGGAGUUGAGAUCAAACAGCCUGGGUUUCAUCACCGGAUGGAGGGAGGUAGCGUCUUUAGACUUACUUGCUCUGGGAUACACUCAUGGAUUAUAAUGACAAUAAGCUCCAAAGUCCGAAUCUUCAUUUAGCUGGCGAAGGGAACAGUAAAUUUCCUCCUGUUUUACGCCCAUAUGGUCUCCCAAGAUUUGAUUUUGAUGAUAACCUUCAUGGACAUUUAAGAUUUGAUAGUCUGGCUGAAACUGAAGUUUUUCUUGGCAUUGAAAGUUGUGAAGAUAACCAGUGGAUCGAAGAUUUUUCACAGGGGAGUACUGAGAUUGUAUUUAGUUCGAGCGCAGCUGAACCUUGUUCAAUUUCUAGACGAAACAAUGUCUGGUCUGAGGCAGCCUCUUCUGAAUCGGUUGAAAUGCUAUUAAAAUCUGUAGGUCAGGACGAUAGUAUUCUUGGUCAAACCACUAGUAAGGAUUCAGAUGCCCAUGAUGAACUGGGCGGUGGCAUAAUAAAGCAUAUGGAGCCUAGUUUGAAACAUGGAGAUAGUGAUCUUACUAAAGUAGGGAAUGGCUUACAACCUGCUUCACAGACCGGUGAGAUUCCAGGAAAAUUUUCUGGGUUAAAUGGUGAUGUAUUGGGAGAUCUGUUGUUUGUUGACAGUGUUUCUCAAGCACAUGAAUUGAAAGCUCCAAAGAUGAGAAGUACUGACUUAUCUGUGAGAGAUGAGUCUAAAGAUGAUGAACAAAUUGUUGUUAGUGAAAAUCAAGUGGAAGCAUCAGUUGAUCAAUGCAUGGAUAACAGGGAACAUGUAGAUAACUUUGCUUCUGGGUCACAAAUUGAUAUCAUGGUUCCACCUGUGCAAAACUCCUGUGAAAGUAGUAAGGAUUCAGAUGCCUGUGAUGAACUGGGUGGCAUAAUAAAGCAGAUGGAGCCUAGUUUGACGAAUGGAGGUAGUGGUCUUCCUGAAGUUGGGGAUGGAAUACAGCCUGUCUUACAGACAGAUGAGAUUCCUGGAAAAUUUUCUGGGGUGAAAGUUGAUGUAUCAGGAGACAAUCUGUUAGUUCAAGAUGUUUCUCCUACACAUGAAUUUGACUCCUCUGUUGAUGGGACAUUGAAAGUUCCAAACACGGGAAACACUGACUUACCUAAGAGAGAUGAGUCUAAAGAUGAAAAUCAAGUGGAAGCUUCGGUUGAUCAAUUUGUAGAUAACAAGGAACAGGUAGAUAAUUUUGCUUCAGGGUCACAAGUUGAUAUUUUGAUUUCCUCUGUGCAAAAUGCCUGUGCAAAUAGUGCUCUUUUAGAGAGGCAAGAUACAACAUAUUUGAAAAAUGUUACUGUUGAUGAAAAUGUGGUCAGUUUAGCAAGGGAAAGUGUUGCUUUGAGCCAAGAAAUUCACAUUGAUGGUGAGAACUUGAUUGGAAAUGCAGUUGCAAGUGUUACCUCAGAUGUGCAUAAGCAUUCAGUUUCAGACAUGCAAUCUGGGGAAGAUGGACAUGUUGGAAAUAUCAUACCUACUGUGGGGGAGCCUUCUGAUAGGAUAUUGAAAGAGAAUUCUGACCUCCAUAUGGUGGAAGGGUGCAGUGAGGGCUUGGGUGUAGAAAGUACUCUGCAGACUGACAUAUCCAAUGAUAAUGUCUUAUCUGUAGGAACGUUACAUGACAUAUCACCAAUGCCCUUUGUUGGUGUUACUACCAUUAAGGAGCAGGAAAGUGAAAUCAGCAAUAUUGAUACUCAAAUUUCUGUGAGUCGAGAAUCAAAGUUGGAUAACUUGGAUUCAAUGGUGCAGAUAACAUCUAAUGCCACAGAGAAGAAAGAUUUGCCAGAAAGUGAUUGCCACUCUGAUCCAAAAAUCUUGAGCAGCAAGUCUGAGAAAUAUUUCUUGUCUGAGGAAGAUGGUAAAGGUUCUAUGGGUGAAGGUGAUGGUGCCCCCAAUACUUUGGGAGCAGAACCGAUGAGAGUAGAUGAAGAAUUUAUAGUUACUGAACAUACUGAUGAUUCAAAAUUUGAGCAGAAUGUUUCAGCUGCUGAAAAGCAGAACACCAAAUCGACUUCUGAUUGUAGUAAAACAGAUUGCAUGGAGGGUGGAUCUCUGAUUGUAUUAAAGGGAGGUGACUCCUCUUCCUUCGGCACAGGUGACACAGGAAAUGAAUUAGCUUCAAUUUUUCUAUCUGAUGUUGCCAUUAGUGGCAAGUCAGCAGAUUGUAUGCUUUUGCCUUCUGGUAAGAAUCUUCCUGCUGCUGCUGUUUUGGAUCCAAAGGAGGUUCAAAGCUCAUCUCCAGAAGCAAGUUUCUCAAUCAUAAAGACUUCUGGAAUCUCAUCCGAAGGUGCAUCUUGUGAGACUGGUGGACAGUCCUUUUGUAAGAAAGAUGAUCAGUCCUUGUCAAUGGAGGACACCUCCAAUGCUGUUGGCCAAAGUGGAGAACAGACACUUCACAGUGUCACUUUGGAGGCUGCAAAGGAUAUACAUGCAUCUUCUGUUAUCUCUGAUUCAACUGUAAAAGAGACUGAUGAUGAUGAAGCUCAAGUUAUUUCUAGGGGUUCUUCAGGACCUUCAGGUGUUGGAUCCAUUCCAGAGAAGAACAAGACAUCAACAAAUUCUGUCCCUUCAACUUCAAAGGAACUGUCCCAUGCUGACCAAAAUCAUCCAGAAGAUAGUGACCCCAAAUUACAUUCUCAAGAGUUUAGUGGUCAUAUUGAUGUGCAUCAUGCUGAUGGUGAUCAUGCGAAGACAUAUGAUAGUUCCUUUCCUUCUGCAUCUUCAUCUGAAUCUCAAAGUAAAACUAACUUGAAGGAAUGUGGUAGUAGUGCUGAUCUUGACAAUCCUUUCUGUGGAUCUCCAAUUCUAACUAGGACUUCCGAGCAGCCAGAAAGUAAAAUUGGAAUGAAUACUGUGAAAGGAUCCAAAGAUCUGAAAACUUCUGUGUCUGGGAUCAUUAGUGAGGAAGCAAACAAAGAGCACUCUAUUUCUCAGGAUACUAAAGGAAAUGAUGCAUCUUCGAUGGACAGAAGUUUCACCUUUGAGGUUCCUCCAAUGGAAAGUUUGUCGAAAACAGAAGUUGACAGGAAUUGGCAACCUUUUGCUAGUGUUCAGCAUGACAAAAUAUACUCGAAGGCUGGUGACAGAACUCCAUCAACCUCUGGGUCAACCAAAGUGGGUCCCGAAACAGCUGAAGAGGUGAGUCGCUCAAAUCUUCAGACAUCCAAGAGGGAGAAUGUGUGUGGUGGCUCCAAGGGGACUUCUGAGAGCAGAACAAGGCGAGCAGGAAGUAAGAGCACAGGAAAGGCAGCUGCUAAAAAGGGCAUUGUUGGAAAAGAUAAGACCCCUGCAAGACAAUCAGAACGAAGUGAUAAAACAGGUAAUGCAUCACUCAGUACAGCUGAAAUUGGCCAGCUUGGGAAAUCCAAUGAGAUGCAGCACUUUGAACACAUGGAAGUUUUUCACCAGCCUUUUACAGAUUUGCAACAAGUUCAGUUGCGUGCGCAAAUUUUUGUAUAUGGAGCUCUGAUUCAAUUAACAGUACCGGAUGAGUCUUGUAUGAUAUCAGCAUUUGGGGGACCUGAUGGAAGAACCAUAUGGGAGAAAGCCUGGCGAGCAUGUAUGGACAGGGCACAUUGUCAAAAAUCUCAUCUUGAAAACCCUGAAACUCCGUUGCAGGCACAUAUAGGUGCUAAAACUCCUGAUCAAUCAAUCAAACAAAAUGUACUGCAGACUAAGAUUACAUCCUCACCUGCUAGUCAGUCUAGCGGGAGGGGUACUCCAACAACAACUGAAAAGCCAAUGAUCCCCCUUUCCUCACCACUUUGGACUAUUCCUACGCCUGCCGGUGAUGCUGUUCAACCUAGUAGCUUUCCAAGAGGUGCAGUUGUGGAUUAUCGGCAAUCACUUUCUCUUUUGCAUACUUCACCUAUAAGGAAUUUUGUUGGACAUAAUGCUCCUUGGGUGUCCCAAUACCCUUUUCGUGGCCCCUGGGUUCCACAGAGUUCCGCAUCUGAUAGCAGUGCUCAUUUUCCUGUACUUCCCAUCACAGAAGCAGUUAAUUUAACACCAGAAAGAGAGACAACUGUGCCUAAUUCUUCUGUCAUUAGGCAGGUUUCCACAGUUCUUACAGUCCAGAGUGAGGGUCCUGCUAAUGCCUUUGCAGGGACUCCCCUGCUUGAUAACAAAAAAGUAACAUCCAGAUCUAGUCAGAAUCCUGCUGAUCCAAAGCCUAGAAAAAGGAAAAAGUCUGUUUCUGAGGACCCUGGGAAGAUUAUACUGCAUUCUCAAGCAGAGUCUGUUUUGGCUACUGUUGUGAAUAGUCAUGCCUCUACACCUGCUGGUAUUACAAGCCCUGCUACCAUUAUUUCAAAGUUGCCCACUAACAAUUUUAUUACAUCUGUGGCUGCUGAUCAUAUAAAAAAUGGUGAUCGAGAUUCAGAUCAGAAGGCUACUCUGUCUGAAGAGACCCUUGGUAAACUCAAGGAGGCACAGAAGCAGGCUGAGGCUGCUGCUGCCCUUGCUGCUGCUGCUGUUAGUCACACUCGGGAAAUAUGGAAUCAGUUGGAGAAGCAGAAAAAUUCUGAGUUGGUACCAGAUGUUGAAACUAAGCUGACUUCCACAGCUGUCGCAAUUGCAGCAGCUGCUUCUGUUGCAAAGGCUGCAGCUGCAGCUGCCAGUGUUGCCUCAAAUGCUGCCAUACAAGCAAAGCUGAUGGCUGAUGAAGCAUCGGUCUCAAGUGGCUACAGAAAUCCUCUUCCAACUACUAAUGCAAUCUCUUCUGGUAGUGUGAACCUUGACAAGGCAACUCCUGCAUCUGACUUGAGGGGUGAAGAUGCUGCUACUAGUUCAAAUUUUGUUAUUGUUGCUGCAAAGGAAGCUUCUACGAGUAGGGUAGAAGCUGCUUCAGCUGCGUCAAAGCAAGCCGAAAACAUGGAUGCUGUUGUUAAGGCUGCUGAGCUGGCAGCUGAAGCAGUAUCACAGGCUGGGAAAAUUGUUAUGGGUGAGCCUUUCUCAUUGACUAAAUUGGUAGAAGCUGGUCCAGAGGCAUACUGGAAAGUACCCCAUGCACCUUCUGAGCCAGAUGAUGUUGUCAAAGAACAUGUAAAGAAAGGUGGUAAUGUGGAGGCUCCUGGUUCAUUUUCCCGGCAUCCACAAGAGGUUCCCAUUGAUAAGAGCGAGAAGCAGAGUAAUAACCAUGAAAUGUCAUCAUUUCUUAGAGAUAUGGCCAGAGAGUCGAUGCAGGAUCAUUCCAGGCUGACAGAUGAGAUUCUGGGUGCUGCUGCAACAUUUGGAAAUGAUAAAAUGGGACAAAAGGGCCUCAAAGCUUCAGAUAUUGCCAAAAGUACAGGAGUGCCCACUAAUGCUGAACAUGGGAAAGAAGAGGAAACUUUGAAAGAUAACAAUAUGAGGGAAGGUUCCCAUGUUGAGGUAUUGAGAGAUGGAGGUUGCUCGAAAGUUGCAUGGUUCCUAGCUGAUAUUCUGGAUUUGAAAGAUGGCAAAGCUUACGUUUGUUACAAUGAACUUCGAUCAGAGGAUGGUGAUAGGCUAAAGGAAUGGGUGGAGCUUGAAGGUGAAGGGGAUAGAACACCCAGGAUACGCACUGCUCGUCCUAUUACAGUCAUGCCAUUUGAAAGAACGAGGAAGAGGCGCAGGGGUGCCAUGGAGGACUAUAAUUGGUCCGUUGGAGAUAGUGUUGAUGCAUGGAUGCAAGAUAGCUGGUGGGAGGGAGUUGUCAAAGAGCAGAGCAAGAAAGAUGAAACAUCGUAUACUGUCCAUUUUCCCGCUCAAGGAGAAACAUCUGUUGUUAAAGCAUGGCUUCUACGUCCUUCUCUGGUGUGGAAGAAUCGUAACUGGGUUGAAUGGUCCAGUUCCAGGGAUAAUGAUGGCUCUUCCCGUGAGGGUGAUACCCCACUGGAAAAGCGACCAAGGAUUGGAAGUCCCGUGGCAGAUUCCAAAGACGAAAGAACAAAAAGUUUUGACAAUGAGGAAUCUAAGAAACCUGAUGACAAGAGAUUGCUGGAUUUACCUGUGGGUGAAAAAAUAUUUAAUAUUGGUAAAUGCACUAGGGAUGAGAGUAUGCUUGGUUCACAAAGAAUGAAACGUUCGGGUUUGAAAAAGGAAGGUUCAAGGGUUAUUUUUGGUGUUCCUAAGCCAGGAAAGAAGAGAAAGUUUAUGGAAGUAAGCAAACAUUAUGUUGCAGAUCAGACCAGUAGAACUCAUGAAACAAGUGAUUCUGCUAAAUUUACAAAAAAAUCAAUGCCUCGGGGACCUGAGCCUGGUAGAACAAAAAGUAAAAUUGAACCAAAGGAAAAACGAAUGGUUGUAUCCAAGCCUAAGGUUCUAAAGUCUGGAAAAACACCCAGUGUUUCUAGUAGAACUGUUCCUCAGAAGGACAGCUUAUCAAGCAAUGUGGGUUCCAAACCUGAUGAUGCUGAGAAUAUAUCAGGAGAGCAUAACACUGAGUUCAGAUCGUUUCCAAGUUCAGAUGGAGCAGCAGAGUGCCGGGUAUUAUUUUCUUCUAUGGCUGCCUCAUCAGAUGUAAUCCUCGAGAAAGCUUCCAUCUCAAAUGCUAAAUCUGAACGCAUUAGUAAAGGGAAACUUGCACCGGGUUCUGGGAAGUCGGCUAGAGUUGAGGAGGAAACUAAAACCGUCUCUGAAGCUGUUGAACCUCGUAGAUCUAAUCGGAAGAUUCAGCCGACAUCAAGACUCUUGGAAGGACUGCAAAGCUCAUUGCUCGUCUCGAAAGUUCCGGUUUUGCACGACAAAGGUCAAAGCAGGAGUACUAGAGGAAAUAACCAAGGUUGAGAGGAAGGCAGCUGUUUUGCGACAUGGGAAUCCAGUCUUUUGAGAAAUUGGAUGAGCAGGCAAACAUUAAAUAGUGUAAUUUAUGACACGGCAGAUAGAGCUAGGAACCAGAAUUGCUUCUUUGGAUUUGAGAUGUAGCAGUAGAUUUUAUAAUAUUUAUUUUUCAAUUGAUUUUUAGUUUUGUUUAUAGUUAUAAUAUGAGUUCUCAUUGGC
This is a messenger RNA of Hibiscus syriacus, 7131 nucleotides long. RefSeq lists its product as uncharacterized. Bases 229 to 6918 code for a protein of 2229 amino acids. The record is from RefSeq and is a predicted model, not a curated record. Lineage: Eukaryota; Viridiplantae; Streptophyta; Magnoliopsida; Malvales; Malvaceae. The transcript is spliced from 18 exons.